AUGGAUCUAUCGACUCCAUGCCUGCUGAGCCUAACAAUAAUUGAAAGUUACCUCAUGAAAACCCAUAUUCGGAAUGCAACUCAACUUCUAGAUGUAUUUGUUGGCAUCACUGAGAUACAUGCAGACCAUAUACAAGGAGAAGCUCUGGGAUCACUUACGAAUGGUUUAAUGCAUUGCCAAUCUCUGACACUAACUACUUGGUGCAUUCAGGUUCUACCUGCAGGUAACAAUUCACUAGAACGCUUGGCAAAUGCCUUCGAUAAUCUUAAGCACUUAUGUUUGGCCGUAGGCCUAGCAAAUCAAGAAUUUCCUGGCAUAACUUGUUUGUUAAGGAGUUCCCCAAAUUUAGAUACUCUAACCUUGCAUAUGCAUGAACCAGAAAAUGUCAUUUGGGAUGAGUUCCAAGAGGAUGUUCUUGACAAUUCUGACAUUGAAGAGCAGACUUAUUGGGAGACACAGAAUUCAAUAUUCAAAUGUCUGCAUUAUUCUCUAAAAGAAGUUGUGAUACAUGGGUUUAUUGGAAGUAUCAAUGAGAUGCGAUUUCUUUGGUUUUUACUAGAAAAAGCUAGAUUUCUUGAAAGGAUUAAUAUAAUCUCUUUUUUAGCACAACCGGAACUAGCAGGCAACCCACAACAAUGCAUACAACACAUGCAGUUUCAGGACCAAAUAUUCCAGAUGUUGCUGAACUGCCCAAAGGCAUCUGCUCAAGUUCAUGCAAGUUUUUACCCAAGCUCUUAA
This is a messenger RNA of Mangifera indica (mango), 738 nucleotides long. RefSeq names its product putative F-box/FBD/LRR-repeat protein At4g03220. The record is from RefSeq and is a predicted model, not a curated record. The transcript has 3 exons. Bases 1 to 738 code for a protein of 245 amino acids. NCBI's taxonomy places the organism in Eukaryota, Viridiplantae, Streptophyta, Magnoliopsida, Sapindales, Anacardiaceae.